AAAUAUAGUUAAUAUAAUGGAAUCAAUUCUACCAACUGACGGAAUCCCAUUUGAUUACAAAUCUCAGUUUUUGGUUAGCAAAUCCAAUCAAACUGUUGUCCCUUUGUAUUUUUCAGAGAAUGAGGUUACUAUCCACAACAACAUCGCUGAGAUCAAGUUCAUUCAAUACUAUUUCAACAAGAAAGAAGACCCAAUAGAGGCACAAUAUUUGUUCCCAGUCCAUAAUGACUGUACUUUCACAGACUUGGAGAUUAGGUAUGGAGACGAGAUUGUCAAGGCUUCAGUUGAAGAAAGAAGAAAAGCUAAAAUCAAAUACGAUGAUGCAGUGGCUCAAGGAAAGACAGUUGCUAUGGCUCAACCAGCUAUAAGUUCAAAAGAUAUGAUAAGAAUCGACAUGGGAAAUCUUCCACCUAAAAGUGAAAUGAUUGUUGUGUGAACAUUUCAUCAAAUCAUGGAUGUUGAUGAUUGUAGUUGGAAGCUUCACAUCCCAUCUAAGAUUAUGCCAAGAUACAUGGGAGAUCUCACAGAGUAUGCUGAAACUGGUAAGCAUCUCAAAGGGAUGGUACAAAAUCUGCACAAGGACACACCUGAAGACAGACUAGAUGCUAUUUUUGAGCAUGUAUCUUCAUAUUACAACUCACCUAGUUUCAACUGGAAGAUCACAGUGAAUAUCAAUUCACAAAGCCCAAUUCAUAGAGUCAUUAGUAAAAGCCAUGAUAUCAAAGUUGGAUUUCAAAAUGAAGAUUCUUCUAAAGCUCAUAUCGAACUGACUGAAGCUGGGCUUGACACAUUCUUUGACAAGGACUUCAUCUUGAUGUACCGAAAUAAUGAAAUCAACAAGCCAAUGCUUCUAAUGCAGAAAAGAGACAAAGAAUAUGCUCUCAUGGUCUCCAUGCUUGCUGAUAUGAAUCCAGACCAAAAAUGGGUCCUCCCAGAGGCAGAUACUACUGGAGAGCUUGAUGUUGACUCUGAAAUAACUUAUGAAAAGGAAAUCGAAAGCGAUUUGGAGCCGGCAGAGUUCCUGUUUCUGCUGGAUAGAAGUUACUCAAUGACAGGAAGACCAAUGGAAACUGCAAAAAGCGCAUUGAUCUUGUUCCUUCAUAGUCUUCCACCGGAGUCGAAGUUCAAUGUUAUAUCAUUUGGUAGUGAUUAUGACAUGAUGUUUGAGUACCCAGAAUCCUAUACACAAGAGAACCUGAAACAUGCUACUUCAUCGAUCAAAACAUUUGAAGCUGAUAUGAUGGGAACUGAAAUCUUGAGUCCUCUCCAGCAUAUCUUUGAAAACAGAUCUGAUACAGUUCUGCCAAGACACGUAUUUUUGCUCACUGAUGGAGCAGUCUUCAACCCAUCAGAAUGUGUGAGGUUGAUUGGUAUGAACUCGGAUGCCUUUACUCUUCAUACCAUUGGAGUCGGAGACUAUGUGAGCACAGAACUUAUUAUUGAAUGUGCAAUUGCUGGCAAUGGGAUGCACUACUUUGUCCAAAAUUUUGCUGAAGACUUAGAAGAGACUGUAAUUGAAAGCUUAUGCAAAUGCUUUGAAGAUAAAGUUGAGAUUACAAAGAAGGAUCUUUCUGUGAAUUACAACAAGAAGGAUGAGUUUCCGGACUUGGAAUCGGUGCCUUCAAGAAUUUACAAUGGAAAAUAUUUCACCUACCUCUGUAUUCUUGAUGGAGUAGAUGAUAAGCUUGAGGGAGCAUUCUCUUUUGAUUUAAAAUCAAAAUCAGGAGGAAUUCAGAAAUACUCCUUCAACAUGGAAAAUGAUGUCCACCAAAUUGAAGGAGACUCCAUAUUCAAGUUGUUAGGAAACAGAAAAGUUAGGGAGCUUGAAGAUAACAGAGCAGAUAAGAGAUAUAUUAUCCCUUAUGCUAUUGAUUAUCAGGUUCCUAGCAAGUAUACUGUUCUUAUUGCUAUGAAGAAAUUAGUUGUCGAACCUGACACAGAAUACUUGAAGAUCAAAAAGGAUGUCGAAGGAGGAGAUAUUGAGAUUUAUGUGAAGACUCUGACAGGCAAGACUAUCACUAUUGAAGUCAAUACUGCAGACACUAUUUUUGAUCUGAAAUGCUUUAUCCAAGAUAAAGAAGGAAUUCCUCCAGAUCAGCAAAGACUCAUCUAUGGUGGCAACCAACUAGAAGAAGAUGCGACAUUGAAAGAUUAUGGAAUUGAUGAUGGAGAAACUCUACAUCUUGUUCUCAGACUUAGAGGAGGGGGAGGUGAAGAGCUAUGCGAUCGAAACUUUUAUGGAGAGUCUGCCACAGUUCCUGUAAUUAACACUUACAAAGAAUUCGUUGAAGUUCAAAAUGUAAACGGAUCUUGGGAUACUGAAGUCCUCAGACUUGUAGGAUUGUCAGAUGACAAAGUUUACGAUGCUGCUCCAGAGAACAUCAAGGGUCUUGGAGACAAACAAAAGGUCCUCACCAUAAUGUUUACCUGGAUUGGGAUAAAUAGAAUCAAGACCUUGUUCCCAGAGAAACAGAGAGAGUGGAAGUUGAUCAUUAGAAAAGCCAUAUCCUAUAUUACAGCUCAGACAGGAUCAUCUGUCAGUUAUGAUGACAUAAAAUGCUCUCUUUUCUAAACACUCCACUGAGUUUCCAAGACAUGAAAAUUUACACUUUGAGAUAUUAGUUCUGAAAUAAUAUCAUUGC
Moneuplotes crassus is the source of this 2642-nucleotide messenger RNA. The record is from the annotation of a GenBank genome assembly. Lineage: Eukaryota; Ciliophora; Spirotrichea; Euplotida; Euplotidae.